GGAGAAGGAGACGGAGAAGGAGGAGGAGGAGGAGGAGGGCGCGAGUGCGAGUCAAGAAGCGGUGGGGCAAUUUAUCAAGAUAACCUGACUUUCAGCUCAGUUAGCCAAUGGGACAUUUCAACAUCCAUACUAAUUUCACUGCACCCUAGUCGCCAGUGUGGAUGUGGGAAGCAUGCAGACCAUAAAGUGUGUGGUGGUGGGCGACGGUGCUGUUGGUAAGACUUGUCUUCUCAUCUCCUACACGACAAACGCCUUCCCAGAGGAGUACAUCCCCACCGUAUUCGACAACUACAGUGCCCAGAUAAGUGUGGACGGCCGCGCCAUCAGCCUCAACCUGUGGGACACGGCAGGCCAGGAGGAGUACGACCGCCUGCGCACGCUCUCCUACCCCCAGACCAACGUCUUCAUCAUCUGCUUCUCCAUCGGCAGCCCCUCCUCUCAUGCCAAUGUACGACAUAAGUGGCACCCAGAGGUAUCCCAUCACUGCCCCGGAGUUCCAGUGCUGCUGGUGGGCACCAAGAAGGAUCUGCGUGGAGAUGCAGAGGCGGUGAAGAAGUUGAAGGAGCACGGCCUGGCCCCCACAAACCAACAGCAGGGCAACGCCUUAGCCAAGCAGAUCGGCGCUGUCAAAUACCUGGAGUGCUCAGCUCUGAUGCAAGACGGUGUGAGGGAGGUGUUUGAAGAGGCCGUGCGAGCUGUGCUCUACCCCGUUACCAAGAAAAAUGGCAAGAAGUGUGUUCUGUUAUAACUAUGUGCCUAGACUGUAGGGGGACUGGGGGAAGAGACUCACACGAUUGGUGCUGCCAUUUUGGCUCCCAAUAGGCCUUCCACGUUCUAACCCUCACCACUGUUGGCUUUGCCUGGCUUCUAUAUUAAUUGAUUGUUUGUCAAGAGGUCCUCUCCACUAAGAUGUGGUUUUAAUUGAUGCCACCAACCUUCCUAUGGAUUUUUUGUAUCUCUGAAAUCAAAACCACAGCGAAGAUGCUAAGGGAUUUCAAUGGUGCCUUCUCAGCCACUUGCUGCCUUGUGUCCUCACCAGCUGCAUGUUUAAGAAGAUUACACAUGAUUUGACCCCUCUUUGCUUUUCUCCUUCAUCAGGCCAGUCUUGUAAUGUGUUGGACCUUUUCUGUUAACCUUGGCCUUGUUUUCAUCUGAUGUGAUUCAUAGGAAUGUUGUGUGUGUCAAUCAGUAGCCACUGUUAAACAUUAUGUUCAUCCCUCUGUGCCAUUACAGUAAUAGUUGUAGUGUCCCACACCUUUGCUCUUAUUGCAAUAGGGUUGUCAAUAAGAGAGACGGUUUGCCUCUAACAUGGUUCAUAAGCCAGGGUCGCAGGAUAUCUACCGAACUAGCCUUGCUGGAAUGAGACAAGCAAGGGUGUAUGUAUGACACUGUUCUAAUCAGUGUGCCUGUGUUCAGGGUGACAGUCUGUCUCCUAUUGCUCUUUCACUUACUUGCACUCCUUCUCUCGCUUACUCUGUAAAACCAUGAGCUUGCCAUUCCACACAAUGCUUUAUUGUCAAAACAAAGUCCUGAUUGUGUCAGAGUGAAUACAGAUUUGGGUGUCUGCUAAGUAAACAGAUGUCCUAAAGAUUAAUCUUAUAUUUGUAUCGCUGGUGGGACAAGUCAGGAAGCAAUAAUUUGAUGAGUGAUCACUGAGACCCCCCCCUCCCCAACCCCCUCCCCAAAAAGUCUAACUUCUCAGUCAAUUGACCUGCUUAUGAGUAAUAAUCUUUAUUUUUUGUCUGAAGUCAAACAGAAACCACAAGUAGAAUGUAUUUUAUGUUCUAUUGUAACUGACAUCUGUGCUGAAUAAUGCUACACAUUAGGAUGUCAUAAAAAAAAUCCUGUACCGUUUAGCGUUACUGCCCUCAUUGAGGUACGUACAUGUGUUGAAGGUACCACAUAUCAGCAGUAAUGCUGCUCAUUCAUGGCUAACUGUUAACUUAUCUAAGUGUAAUGGCAAGUAUGUAUGUAUAAUACUGCAACAGGAGCUGCAAUCCUAACAGUUACUUAUGUUGCAUGGGCAUGCUAGUUGGAGAGUGGAAGGUAUGGGCCUACAUGUUUACCCAAACCACUCUAGCAGGAUUGUUUUCAGUGCCUGGUGGUAUUAUUGGUAUGAAUGGUUCUGUCGUUUGCCUCGUCCCUUUGUGAUGUCAUAUGGGACCUGUAAUGAGUUGAUGUGCAGCUUCUGUACUUAAGGGCCACAGGGUCAGCUGGUUUUUCCCAUCUGACAGCAGCACUGAAUUGAAUUUGAAGUAUUGCAUUUUAGGUAUAAUUCAUAGUAAAUAUGCUGACUGAACAAUACAUGUGGUGGAAACCUGCAGAGUCUGUAGCACUUGAGAAGUAAAGUUGCACUUCCUCUGUGUGGAAAUCUUUGCCUUCUGAAACAGAUGGAAUGAAUUCCCCCCCAACACUGACUGAUAACAGAUGGGUUCUGGUGGAAUGUAAUAGUUUUUUUAAACAGGUAACCUGCUAUGACAUGUACAUCUAAUUGCCAAAAUAAAGGAAACACUUGAGUAAA
Coregonus clupeaformis (lake whitefish) is the source of this 2521-nucleotide messenger RNA. RefSeq names its product rho-related GTP-binding protein RhoG-like. Bases 173 to 748 code for a protein of 191 amino acids. Gene Ontology annotation, cellular component: cell cortex; cytoplasmic vesicle; cell projection. Gene Ontology annotation, molecular function: protein kinase binding; GTPase activity; GTP binding. The transcript is spliced from 2 exons. The record is from RefSeq and is a predicted model, not a curated record. Gene Ontology annotation, biological process: actin filament organization; regulation of cell shape; cortical cytoskeleton organization. NCBI's taxonomy places the organism in Eukaryota, Metazoa, Chordata, Actinopteri, Salmoniformes, Salmonidae.